Molecule: messenger RNA, 4056 nt
Organism: Mesocricetus auratus (golden hamster)
Lineage: Eukaryota; Metazoa; Chordata; Mammalia; Rodentia; Cricetidae
Gene: Gcfc2
Product: GC-rich sequence DNA-binding factor 2
Exons: 17
Coding region: 55-2385 (776 amino acids)
Biological process (GO): mRNA splicing, via spliceosome
Cellular component (GO): nucleus
Molecular function (GO): DNA binding
Source: RefSeq, a predicted model, not a curated record
UUGCGCAGGCGCUGGAGACAGCUCCUGGGGACGCGCGCCAAUCCUGCUUGUAUUAUGGCUCUCCGGCCGCAGAGGACUUUCAGGCGGCGCCAGGUCGAGUCCAGCGACAGCGACAGCGACGGCGCGGAGGAGCGGCCUGCUGAGGUGCGGGCGGAUGCAGGCCGGCCGUCUGCAGGCGGCAGGGCAGAGGGAGCGGAGCCGCCGCGCAGGGCCCGUGGCACCCGGGGCCGAGGCCGGGUGUGGGCGAGUUCCCGGCGCAGCCCCGGAACUGCUUCCCGCAGCGACUGCGGUGCAGAUGUCCUCCGAGAAUCCGGAACAGUUGAUCUCUCAGAGGAUGAAAAGGAAGAAGCACAUCCGUCGUCGGAAAGUAAGGAUGGUCAGAGUCCAGCCUCCAAUAGCUCUAGUUCCCUGGAAGAAAAAGAAGUUUCACCCAUAGUUAAGAUCCCUGAUGCAGCUUUUAUCCAGGAAGCCCGCAGAAAACGUGAGUUGGCCAGGACCCCGGGUGACUACAUUUCACUGGAUGUAAACCAUCCCUCCACCGCUUGUGACAGUAAGAGAAGCAAUGAAGAGGACCCAGUGAGUGACCCUGAUGACUGUGAAAAGAGAAUACUGUUUGCCCCAAAGCCUCAAACACUCAGACAAAGAAUGGCUGAAGAAACAUCAAUCAGAAGUGAAGAAGCAAGCGAAGAGAGUCAGGAAGAUGAAAAUCAAGACAUCUGGGAACAACAGCAAAUGAGGAAAGCAGUCAGGAUCAUAGAGGGCCAAAACAUAGACCUUUCCCACAAGAGUGACUCUCAAACAUUGAAGAAGUUUGAUACUUCCAUUUCAUUUCCACCAGUAAAUUUGGAAAUUAUAAAGAAACAAUUAAAUAAUAGAUUAGCAUUACUACAAGAUACUCAUCGCUCGCACCAGAGAGAAUAUGAAAAAUAUGUAGAAGACAUCAAGAGUUCAAAGACUGCAAUCCAGAACCUGGAGAACGCAUCGGAUCAAACUCUAAACUACAAAUUCUUCAAAGGCAUGAAAAUUUAUGUAGAAAAUAUAAUCGAUUGUCUAAAUGAAAAGAUUGUCAGCAUUGAGGAACUAGAGUCAUCUACGUACACAUUGCUUUUUAAACGAGCAGAAGCACUUUUGAAACGCAGGCAAGAUGAAUUAAAAUGUGAAUCAUCCUAUUUGCAACAGUUAUCACGUAAAGCUGAGACAUCAGCAAAUGGAAACUUGGCUCUAGAUGAAAAGGAUCAACGGAUUUUAGAAGAGAUUGAAGCUCGAAGGAUGCAGAGAAGACAAGCAAGGGUGCUCUCUGGCAACUGUGACCAUCAGGAGGGGACUUCUAGUGAUGAUGAGCUGUCUCCUGCCCAGAUGACCAACUUCCAGAAACGCCAAGGUGACAUUUUACAAGAUUGUAAGAGAGUUUUUGAAGAUGUGCAUGAUGAUUUUUGUAACGUCCAGAAUAUUUUAUUGAAAUUUCAGCAGUGGCGAGAAAAGUUUCCUGAUUCCUACUACGAAGCCUUCGUUGGUUUCUGCUUACCAAAGCUUUUAAGUCCCCUGAUACGAGUACAGUUGCUUGAUUGGAAUCCUCUGAAGUUGGACUCCAUGGCUCUAAACCAGAUGCCCUGGUUCACAUCCAUAACAGAGUUUAUGGAUGGCAGCACGGAAGAUACAAGGAAGGACGAUGAUUCUGAUAAAAAAAUUUUGUCCGCUGUCAUCAACAAGACAGUUGUUCCUCGCCUUACAGAUUUUAUAGAGUUCAUUUGGGAUCCCCUGUCAACCUCACAGACAAGAAGUUUAACAGUGCACUGCAGACUGCUUUUUGAACAGUCGGCUUCUGAAAAUGAAGUUAGUAAAAGCAAACAGGAUUUACUUAAAUCUGUUGUUGGAAGAAUUAAGAAGUCAAUAGAAGAUGAUGUUUUUAUUCCUCUAUAUCCAAAGAGUUCUGAAGAAGGAAAAAUGUCACCACAUUCAAAGUUCCAAGAAAGACAGUUCUGGGGAGCUCUAAAGCUCUUCCGCAAUAUUCUUCUUUGGAAUGGGCUUCUCCCAGAUGAUACCUUGCAAGAUCUAGGACUGGGGAAGCUGCUGAAUCGCUAUCUUAUUAUUGCUCUUAGUAAUGCCAUUCCUGGACCAGAUGCUGUUAAAAAGUGCAGCCAGAUAGCAGCUUGUCUACCAGAAGAAUGGUUUGAGGACUCUGCUAUGAGGACAUCCAUUCCCCAGCUAGAAAACUUCAUUCAGUUUUUACUGCAGUCUGCACAUAAAUUGUCCACAGGUGAAUUCAGGAAUGAAGUCAAUGAAAUAAUUCUUAUCCUGGUGAAGGUAAAAGCUUUGAAUCAAGCUGAGUCCCUCAGAGAGAAGCAUCACCUGGAGCCCCCCCCACCCCCAGUUUCAGGUGUUUGAGUGCACUGUGGGAGAUGUUGAGUGGUUGAUAAAAGUACUCAGUUCCUUUGCUUGUGUGCAGCUGGUGCCUCUUCCCUUCCUCUGCCCACCUUUGGUGUCCUGAAAAGCUGUCCCUCUGGAGCUAUGGGACUGAGGGUGUUACGUUCACAGCAGCAGCUAUUCUUGCUCAAUCUGGGAAGGGACUGAAGAAAUCCGGAUACACAGAAGCAUGUCCGGUCAAACCCAGAUUUGGCUCUUUAAAAUUCCCACUACUUACAGAUCAGCUAAUGAGAAAAUCUUGGAGUGAACUGCUUAGUUAUGAAAUGAUUAGCACAUUUUUAUAACAAAUUGUUCUUCCAAAAUCUGUACUGGUUGAUUACAUAAGCUCAGUGAAAGAGUGCCGGUGAGUCUCCAGUUUUGUAAUUCUUUGUUAAUUUAUUAAGAAAAAAAUCUUUUUAAAAAAGAUUUCUGUAUGUGUGGUCAUUUAUAAACCUGGAUAAUUUUAUGUACACCACUAAACUUGCAGAGACCACCAAAGGCCAGAGGGAUCAGAUUCCCUGGAAUCAGACUUCAGGAGGUUGUGGGCCACCUGACGUAGAUGCUGGGAACCAAACCCAGGUCCUCCGGAAGAGAUUUAACCACUCCAGCUCCUGUUGAAGAAUAAAGAUGUGUUGAUUUGGGCCAUUUGUAGUUCUUUUUCAACUCCCCAACUUUUUCUAGAGGCUUAUAGUACUUCCAUGAUAAAAAAAAUAAUAAUAUUGACCUUUUGCCUGUCCUCUGGCAAAUAGUUUAUCAGAAAACUUAAAUUUUCUUUGAAUUUUGUGUAAGAUUUUUUUAUAAUGAAGUCAUCACUUGGUAGCAAGUUAGGCUUUUUUGUUGUAUUAUGUUAUGUAUCAUUCAUGAUAGGAUUAUAAGAAGGCCACUGUUAUUUUAAGUAUGGAAAUGUAAAGUAUUUGAUUAAGGACAGUUGAGGCAAGGUAGUUAAGAAAUUAGAGAUUUUUUUCAAAAUGAUUAUAUUAAUAUUCUUUUUUUUGUUUUUUGUUUAUUGUUUUUUGUUUUUUCAAGACAGGGUUUCUCUGUAUUGUUUUGGAGGCUGUCCUGGAACUAGCUCUUGUAGACCAGGCUGGCCUCGAACUCACAGAGAUCCGCCUGCCUCUGCCUCCCGAGUGCUGGGAUUAAAGGCGUGCGCCACAAAAACCCGGCUAUAUUAAUGUUCUUAAGAAUGUUAUGCAACUCAAUGAUGAGCCUAUGUAUAUAUUUUGCAAGUUACUAACUAGAAAAUGUUCGUUAUAGUGUAAGAUGUGACUUUGUGGCCUGCGUUUACAUACUGGAAGCCCUAUUUUCAAGACAGCAUGUAAUGUGAACAGCUGACAUGCUGUUAUCACUGUAACAGCGAAGGCUGUGGUUCUCUAGGAAGACUGUUACACACUGUACACAACAGAAUCCCACAUAGAAAGAUCAAACCCUGCGGAAUCCUCAGAGAGGUCAUGUUAGUGUUGUCAUUUUAGACAGUUGCUCAUUACAAAAGCGUGUGUGUGUGGGUGGGUGUGGGUAUAGAAAGUUUUGGUUUUGUAUGUAAAUGGCAGACUUUAUUACAUAUGAAUUUUCUAAUUUUUUUACUGUUAAAGUACACUUUUGGAAGCUGUUCUCUGGCUUUGGAUUUCUCUCAUUAAACUGGGUGGACAUCUUAAA